GUGAGCGGGGGGGAUACUGGAGCUAAGCUAACGAUAACACUUAUUAAAAUAUAGUUAGCGUGCGCGGGAUUUUAUGGGUCAACUUUACGGAUUCUAGCCGUGUUAAAAACUUUAUUCAGCUGUUAAAAAUGAUAUUUUAUUAGUUAUUAAUACAGAAAACAAACUGAGGCGAGUGUUGUGGAAGUUUCGGGCUCGCUAUGCCCCUCUCUACAGAAACGAACAGAUGCAGUGCCAUGUGAUUGUCACAGCGGUGUAAAGAACUUUGCAGAAAAAGGAUAUGGAUGCCUUCCAUCAGGGUUUAGGAGCAGAGGAACUGUGCAGAGAUGGGGACAAAAUCCUCUUGGCUGGAGAUGUGUGGAGAGCAGCAGCUCUGUAUACUCGAGCAUUUGGGUGUCAUGCGGGAUCCACUGUGACGCAUAUGCGCAGUAUGGACAGGUCCUGUUUAGAACAAGUGAUUUCCACUCUGGAGGCUUGGCUUGAUGGACAUGGAUUGUCGCACAACUCAAUGCAAGGCCUCAAUAAAGGGCUUGCCGCAGUGUUCCUAUCAACCUUGUGCCCCAAUAAUGUUUCCGCCUCUCUUUUUAAAAUGGAAUCAGUGCUGCUUGGAACUGGCCAGGGGUCAGAAGAAAUCUUUACUCGAUGUUCGGCUCUUCUGGAAGGGAAGAGAACGCCUCGUCCUGAGGGUCCUACGCGUUUAAUUUUGGAGUUAACGCGAGCUCUGGCUUGCUUGCUUUCUGAUCCGACUAACCCCAAAGGACCUCGGCUCUAUCUGCAGGCUUUUUUUGGAAACCGAUCCGAGACGGUACGACUGCUAAAAAGUCGGCAAGUGGAACAUCUGCCUCGAAUAAUCAAAGCUUUCUUUGAGCAGAUGUCCCACAGGUUUUCCAUUCUCCAUCAUGGAUGCAAAUCCGAGAGUUCUGUGGACUGUAAACCAAGGCCUGGUGAACUUUCUCCUUCAGAAUCGACUGAAUUUCUUGUUGCGAUUGCACCUGACAACUCUCUGGUGAGGGAGCUUCAGGCAGCUGUCUUGUUUUUCCUUGGAAAGUUUGAGGAAAGCGCUGAGGCUUUUUCCAAGGCUUUGCAGUUGUCUGGAUCGCAAACAAAUACAAAUGCAAGUCUGGACCUGGCUGUGCGUGGGGGGUCACCAGAAAAGAAAGCUAGCCUAUUAGUGGGCAGAGGGGCUGCCUUUUUCUCCACUGGUGGACGGGCGACAGAGGCUUGCUUAGACCUUGGUGAAGGAUUUGCUGUUCACCCAGCGACAGCCAGGUUGCAGUUCCAGAGACUCUUCUCAGAAAGUGGUGCGGGAGUGGCAGCUCGUGUCCAGCUGCGGCAGCAGGCAGAGAGAGGCCUCACAGGCUUCAGGGAGACUGUUCUCGUCAGGCCUGAUCUACGUUCCUCUGAGGGCUUGGAGCUCCUGGACCCUGUCAUUGCACAGUUGCGAGCUCUGUGCCACCUGGAGCCUGAUGGAGGGGGCAGGGAGCUGCGGGUACGACUUGCAGACUGCCUGCUCCUGCGUGGUGAAAUCAGAGAAGCUCUGUCCAUCAGCAGCCAGCUAGCCGCCGCUGCCCCGGCUCAGCAAAGCUAUCAGAACACAGUGCAGGUGCUGCGUGGCUUUUCUAGGUUGCUCUGUGAGGACCAUAAAGGAGCUCUAGAGGACUUCCAGGCUGUAAUCGAGCACAGUGCCCCUCACCCUCCGAGUUGUGUCCGUGCACUCUGCGGCAGGGGCUUGUUGCGGAUGAUGGCUGGCUCACACUACCUGACCGCUUUGGACUACAUCACAGCAAGCCAGCUUCAGCUUCAGGACACGGCACUGACCGUGAGAUGUCUGGUACCGUGGAACUACAGAGGAUUGCUGUGCACUGUGCUGCUGGAGCAGGGCAGGGUUAUGCUGGAAGAGGAUGGAGAGCCGAGCAACAGUUCGGGUCAUCAGCCAAACAACCAACAACCACCUACGGAGACAAGAGAGAGUUAUGCCCUCAACAAGGAAGGAAUGGCUGUAGGUGUGCACGCUCUCGCUGUUCUCCUCAUGGAGUUGCAGCCAGGCGUAGACGGCCCCCAGAUCCUAGCUGCAGAUGCUUUGUAUCAGCUGGACCGUGUUGAGGAGGCGUACCGUCUUCUCCUGCGCAUGGAACAGUCUUCCUCACGCUCGCCGGUCCUCGUCCGUCUUGCCCUGCUCCAGCUGCAUCGUGGCUUCUUGUAUGAUGCCAACCAGCUUUUGAAAAAGCUAAUCCAUUGUGGAGACACUAGCUGCCUUCGCCCUCUGCUCUCAAUUGCAUCCUCAAAGGACAGGACACUCCUGGAGAAUCACUGUCACAGCGCAUCCAAACGCAUUCUGGACAGCCAACAGGAGGACGGUGCCAUUAGAGAGGCUGUGGCCUAUCUGUCCAUUGCCAUUAUGGCUUCAGGUGGUGAAGCAAUAGACUCGUUGUUGGAGAGAGCAAGAUGUUAUGCUCUACUAGGCCAAAGAAAGACUGCCAUAUUUGACUUUACUGCUAUACUUAAGGAGCACCCAAACUAUGUGAAAGCCUUGUGUGGGAGAGGAUUUACCCAUCUCAUGCUAAACCAGCAGAAGGAAUCCACACAAGACAUACUGGCAGCACUUCAGGUUGAUGCAGAAGAGGUCACUCUGAGUAUUCUGUCCCUGAAGGAUAAGGCACGGAAGCUUGUAUGUGAAUGGCUACAGCAGCAUUGCCGUGCCGAUCUUUCCACGAUUCUGUCAACUAACCCCGUACCCUGCAGAGAUGUAAGUCUGCGAGAAGCCUUUCUGAUCAGUGGAGUGCUCAUGAAAACUGACUGCAGGGAUCCGAGGUGGCAUCUCCUCUACAUAGACACACUGUUGGCUCGAGGGGAGUUGAAGGCAGCAGGUGUGCAUCUGCGUCAAGUCUUUGGGCAAGAGCCACGCGAUGCUGUGGCCCAAUCCAGGUGGGGAGUGGUGGAGUGCUAUCAACAGAGCUACAGAUUGGCAGCCAAAUGUUUGAGUGUUGUGUCUGAGAAAGAACCUGCAGUGCUUGACUUCCUCUUGGCUCUCAUUCCGCCCCAACAAAGAAAACGCCUGGCUCAGGCAGCAUCUCAGGAGGCCAGCAGGGUCUCAGAAAGUGGACAAUGGGAGCGUGUCCUAGCUUUGCUGACAGUUGCUAUCCAAGCGGCGGGUGGCACAAAACUCCAGCACCUGCGGCAACGUGCAGCAUGCCUGUCCCAGCUGGGUCUCCAUGAGCGGGCAGUGUCGGACCUAGAUCGUGUCAUCUGCUCUCACAGUUCAGACAGCAGUGAGGAGCCCGCCCUGUGGACGGAGGACCUGUGCCGACGUGGACGCAGCCUUCUGCUCUGCUCCCGGGAAGAACCCGCUCUGCAUGACUUCUCUCAGGCCCUGGAGCUCCAUCUGGAGCAGGCCCUGCUGUGUGUGGAUGCUGGACCAGGCAGGCCCCAAGUGGCCGAGGUUUUCCUGCGCUUUGCCUUGCAGCGCUAUGGAGAGCAGCAGUUGGAUAAGGCCUGGUGCCUGACAGAGAGCGGUUUGAAAGUGGACAGCAGCCACACUGAGUUGCGGCGACUCAGGGCCAGAAUAAAGCGAGAUGUCUCUAGUCCUUGUAUUGUGCAUUGAAACCAAUACUAACCUUUAGUCCUCAUGUAAUCUACCUGUUAUUUUUUAUAAUUAAUCAUGGAUUUUUGUAAAGACCACACAGUAAACAUAACUGAGCAAAACAUUAUGGAUUUGUUACUUUCUUUGAUGAUUUUUUUGUGACUGAGAAUAAUCAAGUAAAUUAUUCCUCGCUAGAAUAUGGAGUAAUGAAUAAUAUUUAAGCAUCUACAAGCAUCUACAAGGUGAGCAGUCUAAGCCCAUAAGUCCAUAAAACUAUUCUUAUAUUUAAAAAAAAAAAAUGAAUGUACUUUUUACUUUCCGUAAAAUAGCUUUUUUAAUAUCAUUGAUAUCAGGUUGGAGUUUAACAGAAACACAAAAGAAAAAGUGAAAAUAUAUUGGCAUAUAGGGAAUAUGUAUUGUUACUCUCUAAAUACUUAUAGACCUAA
Messenger RNA from Astyanax mexicanus (Mexican tetra), 4023 nucleotides. RefSeq names its product tetratricopeptide repeat domain 34 (gene ttc34). The record is from RefSeq and is a predicted model, not a curated record. Bases 278 to 3598 code for a protein of 1106 amino acids. The transcript has 8 exons. Gene Ontology annotation, molecular function: protein binding. Lineage: Eukaryota; Metazoa; Chordata; Actinopteri; Characiformes; Acestrorhamphidae.